UGCUGCCCUAGGUCGAGCCAGGAGGCUCACACCCAGAGACCUGCCCCGCAGGGCCAUGGGGCCCAGGAGCCACUGCCUUGGCCUCUCCAGACUGGGCCUUCUGUUCCUGUUCCUGCUCCCACUCCUUCCAGGAUGCUUGGGAGCUGAGGGCAGGCUGGCUCACAAGCUGUUCCGUGACCUUUUUGCCAACUAUACAAGUGCCCUGAGACCUGUGGCGGAUACAGACCAGACUCUGAAUGUGACCCUGGAGGUGACAUUGUCCCAGAUCAUUGACAUGGAUGAGCGCAACCAGGUGCUGACCCUAUACCUGUGGAUCCGACAGGAGUGGACAGAUGCCUACUUACGAUGGGACCCCGAUGACUAUGGUGGCCUGGAUGCCAUCCGCAUCCCCAGCGGUCUAGUGUGGCGGCCAGACAUCGUACUCUAUAACAAGUACUGCCUGCCUGGGCCCCUCCCCUCUCCUAGCCCUCCCUGGAGUUGCCCUUGGUUCCGGGUAGGCACUUAUCCCUCAUUCCCCCACCUAACUAGCUGCUAUGCUGCCCUGGAAGUUGUGCCCCAGGACCCUUCUAAUCUGCCUCCAGCAGUGAGGGGGGAAAUCAGCGAGCACUUGGCUUCUGAGAACCCACUUGUGGGAAUGCAGACUGGGGAGACUUGGCCCUUACCUCCUUCCUCUUUCAUCCAUUGGGCUUGGAGGGUCCGACAGCCUCAUGGUGGGUUCCUGUUCAUGCUGCGGGGGCUGGGGAGCUCAGGCCCCCUGAGCUCUUUUUCUGGGCCCCCGCUCGCUCUGUCUUUUGCAGGGAAGUACUACAUGGCCACCAUGACCAUGGUCACCUUCUCCACAGCGCUCACUAUCCUUAUCAUGAACUUGCAUUACUGUGGUCCCAGUGCCCGUCCAGUGCCGGCCUGGGCUCGGGCUUUCCUACUGGGAUACCUGGCACGGGGCCUGUGCGUGCGAGAACGAGGGGAGCCCUGUGGGAAGUCUAGACGGCACGAGUCACCCCCCAGCCCCCAGCCUCCUGAGGGAGGGGCUGGCCCCCCAGCAGGCCCUUGCCAUGAGCCCCGGUGUCUGUGCCAUCAGGAAGAGCUGCUGCACCAUGUAGCCACCAUUGCUAACACCUUCCGCAGCCACCGGGCUGCCCAGCACCGCCACGAGGACUGGAAACGCCUGGCCCGUGUGAUGGAUCGCUUCUUCCUGGGCAUCUUCUUCUCCAUGGCCCUGGUUAUGAGCCUCCUGGUGCUCGUGCAGGCGCUGUGAAUCGGGGUCUGCUGCAGCCACAGCAACGCGACAGGGAUGGGAAGACCAGGUGGUUGCUGGCCCUCAGAUAGGCCAUCUAAUCUCUCCCUACUGCACCCUAGAGCCUGGGACACCCUCUUUCAGGGUCAGCACUGCUGACUUCACAAACCACGAGGGAGCACUUGUUGUCUGUGUAUCCUGAUCUCUAAGAAAAAUCUAGAGCUUGCCACUCCCUUAAUUCCUAUAGGGGACGAACUCUAAGAAGGUUCAAGGUCAAAGUGCAGUCCUAGAGGGACAGAAUUGAACUUCAUUAAUGAAUGUUAGAGUUUUCAGUGGGGAGAGUGCAAGUUAUAUGCGAAACAGAACUGCAACAUUGCCUGCCUUCUCUUCCUUCCUCAGUGGCUGCUGUUAUAGGAGCUUGGUCUUGCCUGUCCCUGUCUAGGGGCUCAGGAAAGGGGUUUGGGGAUUCAGAUUUAUGAUCUAGUUUCCAGAGCAGGAGGCCACACAAAGAUUUGGCCCCAAAGCCCCAAUUCCUCAUAAAGGGAGUGUGUGCCUGGUACCUCCUCGAUGUCCUGUCUUACCCUUGGGGCCCAUGGUGAUGGGAGAUGGGGAUCCAGGUUUGUCUGUCUAGAAACAGGAACCUUAGGACUCAUGGGUGAGAGCAGGAAUUACAUCUUUGCUGACAAGAAAAUGAUGGAUUUGACCAAGACCCCGCAAAGGGCCUAAAGCAAGCUCUCUGCUGUCUUUCCUGCUCUCCUCUCUCUGGGUUCGCUUCUGUCCAUCGCAUUCCCCCACACUGACGUUCAGAGGACUUGAAAGUAUCCAAGGGAGGGCCAUGCAGGGACCAGCUGUUCACAGGUAUUUGUUCCUUUCUGACUUUCACAUGCUUCCCAGCAUCUACCUCUUUGCCUCAACCCAGUCCCUGACCUCAGGAAGCUCACAGUCUGUCACGGACAAGAGACAUGGACCUGUGGUGUAGAGAAGCUCCCAGGACCUGCAGAGCACAGAGGCAGCACCCUAACC
Molecule: messenger RNA, 2257 nt
Organism: Myotis brandtii (Brandt's bat)
Lineage: Eukaryota; Metazoa; Chordata; Mammalia; Chiroptera; Vespertilionidae
Gene: CHRNA10
Product: cholinergic receptor, nicotinic, alpha 10 (neuronal)
Exons: 4
Coding region: 56-1255 (399 amino acids)
Biological process (GO): nervous system process; signal transduction; chemical synaptic transmission
Cellular component (GO): synapse; neuron projection; postsynaptic membrane
Molecular function (GO): acetylcholine-gated monoatomic cation-selective channel activity; transmembrane signaling receptor activity
Source: RefSeq, a predicted model, not a curated record